Messenger RNA from Pomacea canaliculata, 1143 nucleotides. RefSeq names its product ecdysteroid-regulated 16 kDa protein-like. Bases 384 to 908 code for a protein of 174 amino acids. The record is from RefSeq and is a predicted model, not a curated record. NCBI's taxonomy places the organism in Eukaryota, Metazoa, Mollusca, Gastropoda, Architaenioglossa, Ampullariidae. The transcript is spliced from 6 exons.
GAACAGCAGAUUCGUGCAGACGACGAUAAGGAACGCGGCAGACAACGAAUCUCGAAUCCACGUCUAAAAUUGGGGGAGAAAAAAACAACAAACAAACAAAAACCGGAAUCGUCGUUCGGGAAACGGGGGAUUCGUCUGAAUAUCGACGGUUGCGAGUCCAUCGCCCCACACAGUGAUCGAGUUGAUAUAUGGCGUUCACCUUGAGACCAGCUGUGUCUUUACGGUAGCAUUUUAAAUUGCCUGUAAGAAAACAGCGGCGAUGACUUGGUCCUCGGGGUACACCUGCCAACAGAUAACGGUGAUCGUCUCACGCUGUCGAUGACUGUGGUCGACGUGACGCAGCCACGGCAUCCCGAGCCCAAGUCGGUGGUUGCUGUAGCAGAAUGGACAACCCUUCCGUCUUCCUUCUCUGCUGUGUCGGUCUGCUGUGUCCUGCUGCAUGUUGGGCAAACUGCGAGGCUACGCUUACUAGCUGCUCCGGGUCACGUGACAAGGUCGUCAAGAGCGUGGCUAGCAACGGCACAUGUGCCACACCUGGUGUGCUGGCCUUUAGAGUCCAUGAUACCUACAAAGUGGACGCCUCCUUCACACCAGAGGUCGAUGCGGAGACCGCGGUGGCGCGCGUGUGGGCCAUCGUCUGGUCCUUGAAACAGGCCGUUGACCUCAAGCAGCCCAACGUGUGUGCCAGCGGACUCCUGACUUGUCCUCUAAAGGCGGGCAUCCCCAGCAACACGUCGUUUACCUUUCAUGUCGACCCCCCUAUGACUAUUUCAUCACCGCUGAACGUGAUCAUCAUGUUCAAGUUGGUGAACACUGAGGGGGAGAGUGGCGAGGAAGAAAUCUUCUGCGUGAAAAGCAACAUCGUGAUCGAACCUGCCUCAUCUUUGACCUUCGUUGCCUUGGUAUAGCUGUGACAGCGCCAGUAGCCUGAGCGUUCAUGACACAGGUCAGCUACAGAGACCUUCUGUUGACUUGACAGCCUGGUGGCCAGUCUGUUCUUGAACCUGGCAAGUCCCUUGGACGAUGGAGGGAGUUGAGGGAGUGAGCGGAGAAGAACUGCUCAUGAAGUUAAAGUGAAUGUCUCGUCGUGUAGAUAUAUCUGUAAAAGAGAAAUAAAAGACAAUGAUGAGAAACAGUGUGAAA